AAAAAUAUCGUAUCUCAAACUCAAAGUCAAAGACUCAAACAGAGAGGAUUUCAGGAAAAAAAAAAAAAACAAAGUGAGAGGAAGACCAGGCGACGAUGAUGGCGAGGAAGACGAUCAUGGAGAUCGGGUGCCAGAGGAGGCUGAGGAAGAGGAUGAGGAGCGUGAUGAGCGAGUAGCUAAUGCAGUACAGAGGGGUCUUUCUCCACAACCGAUUUGCUCCGCCUCCACAGUCGCUUGUCCUCCUCCCUACUGCCAACAAAAUGUGGUUUUUUGCUUUUAUUGUUCGGAUUUCAUUAGGCUUAUGAGAAAGAUUUAUUUUGUGUUUUAAAUCUUUCGAUUGGGUUUUGUGAUUUUUUUUUUUUUUUUUUUGAUAUGUGUUUUUUGUUUUGAUUGUGGUAUGUUUUAGUUUGUAACCGAUGAGACAGAGAAGCGCGAGAGAGUGAAGAACGAAAGAGAAAGGGGUGAGAGAGAAAGAAUUAUUAUUUUAUUCCACCCGUGAUUAUUUUAAGAAUGAAAUAUAUUUGGAGUUGCUACAGUAAUUGUUUCAGUGCUAUUACUGUAGCAAAUCUAUAAAAAAAAAAAAUUGGAGAUGGAGAGGUUGUUGGAGAGGUUUUUUUGUGUGUUUACUUUCCGUAAUUGGCUUUAAAGAGCUUAUUGGAGAUGCUCUAAGCCAUAACGGACUCAAUUUAGAUUUGAAUUUUCCUUUAUUCAAAGUAACAAAAGUGUCUAUGUGCUGGCCAGACUAAUUCAAAUAGACUACCAAACCAAACAGAGAGAGAAAAUGGAAGAUCCCUACUGGUUUAGCUUUGCUCUGAUAAUUAUUUUCUCCAUUUUUCUCAAGCUCUUCAUAAAAAACAAGAAAUCAGCAACAACAAUCAAGAAGAACCUACCUCCAAGCCCACCAUCUCUCCCUUUUAUUGGUCACCUUCAUCUUUUCAAACAACCAAUCCAGCGAUCUCUACAAACUCUUUCACAAAACUACGGCAACAUCUUACUCCUCCGAUGUGGUUCCCGUACAGUCCUCUUAGUCUCUUCCCCUUCAGCCGCCGAAGACUGUUUCACCACAAACGACGUCGUCUUCGCCAACCGUCCGCGCUCGCUUGCCAACGAUCACUUCACCUACAACUACUCCGUUGUAUCUGUAGCUCCCUAUGGUGAUCUUUGGCGCAACCUUCGCCGUAUCUUGACGCUUGAGAUACUCUCUUCCUCUCGUAUCAACGCGUUUUCGAGUGUUAGACAAGAAGAGGUCAAGUUACUACGUGAAAAGCUCAUGCAAAGUUGUGGGAAAGCCACGAGAAAGAUUGAUUUGAAGUCUAAGUUUGUGGAGCUUUCUUUCAAUGCCAUGACAAUGAUGAUAGCUGGGAAGAGGUAUUUUGGAGAGGAUGUGGAAGAUGAAGAGGAAGCUAAGAGAAUUCGUGGUGUUAUUAGGGAAUUGGUGGAUUUGUGUGCAGCAACAAAUAUGGGAGAUUUUUUACCUUUUUUGCAGUGGAUGGAUUUGCUGCGUGUGGAGAAGAAGAUGGUGGGGUUGAUGAAAAAGAUGGAUAGGUUUUUGCAGGAACUGGUUGAUGAAAAUCGUGGACCUGGAAGGGAGGCAGAGGUGAAGAAAUUGAUGAUACAUAACUUGUUGAAGUUGAGAGAAACAGAGCCAGAGUUUUACACGGACGAAAUCAUCAAGGGAAUUAUUAUGGUGCUGCUAGUAGCAGGGAUUGAUACUUCAUCAACUACCUUAGAAUGGGCUAUGUCACUAUUGCUCAACCAUCCAACUGCAAUGGAAAGGGUCCGAGCUGAAAUAGAUGCUAAUGUGGGACAAGGCCACCUUUUGGAUGAACAAGACUUUCCAAAGCUACAUUACCUACAAAAUGUAAUUAGUGAGACACUCCGUUUGUACCCACCUGUUCCUCUUCUUGUGCCACGUGAAGCAUCUGAAGAUUGUGUAGUAGGCAAUUAUGAUGUGCCUCAAGGAGCAAUGUUACUAGUCAAUGCCUGGGCCAUUCAUAGAGACCCUAAGGUUUGGGAGAACCCAACAAAGUUUAUGCCAGAGAGGUUUGAAGGGUGGAGUGGUGAGGGGUAUAGCCUAAUUCCAUUUGGUGCUGGAAGGAGAGGAUGUCCUGGGGUUGCAUUAGCCAAUCGGGUGAUUGGAUUGGCAUUGGGGACUUUGAUUCAAUCAUUUGAAUGGGAAAGAAUCGGUGAAGAGGAGGUUGACAUGACUGAAUAUUUGGGCCUCACCAUGCUCAAGGCCAAGCCUUUGGAGGCAAUGUGCAAAGUAAGGGAACCAAUGCAUCAGCAUUCUCCGGUGGAUGCCAUCAUCUAAAAGUCCCCAAAUAAAUCAACUGGACUCAUGAAAUGCUAUGAUUAAGAAUAUCCACACACCCAAAAAAAAAAAAAUCUAUGACCAUAGCUUAGAUGUAGUUGAUUGUAUGUACUGGUAGUAGAGAAAAAGUUAUAAGUAUGUGUAAAAGUGACAAAAUAGUCCCUCACACUUAGUUGUUACAAAAAUUGUGAUACAAAAGUUGUGGUAGUAAAAAAAUUCCAUAUGAAAUUCUCUCAA
Quercus robur (English oak) is the source of this 2548-nucleotide messenger RNA. RefSeq names its product cytochrome P450 81Q32-like. The transcript is spliced from 2 exons. Gene Ontology annotation, molecular function: monooxygenase activity; heme binding; iron ion binding. The coding region runs from base 782 to 2311 and encodes 509 amino acids. The record is from RefSeq and is a predicted model, not a curated record. NCBI's taxonomy places the organism in Eukaryota, Viridiplantae, Streptophyta, Magnoliopsida, Fagales, Fagaceae.